CGGCCGCGGGCUGGCUUCCGCUUCCGGGUGGCGAUUGUCUGUGGCGCGCUGUUGAAGCUGAGCGGUCGCCAUGGAGCUUUCCGGGGAGUACGUCGGUUGCGACGGGGAGCCGCGGCGGUUGCAGGUGUCCUGUGAGGCGUCGGGCGACGCGGACCCUCUCCGGAGCCUGUCGGCGGGCGUGGCCCGGAUGAAGGAGCUGGUAGCCGAGCUCUUCGGGUCCCUAGCGGAGGGAGACGCGCAGGGCGUGCCGGUAGAUCCCGACGACGCUUCGGACGGCUCCUGGACCUCGGCGAGUUAGAGACAAGCGCGCACAUCACUGUGAGUGGCGGUAGCGGCGCCGGGAGCGAAUUGGGACUUAAAUAAUCUGGGCACCAUGACGCUGAGCCUCUUGGAAGACGCAGGGGAAUGGAUAUGAACUCUCGGAAAGCGCUCUUGGUUGCCGGCAUCCCUCCGACCUGUGGAGCAGCAGAAGGCCCUGCAGGCUGGGCUGGCUCCCUUGGGGAAACAGACUUCAUGGGAGGAUGUUCAGAAGGGAUGAGAGCAAGAAUGUAGCCUUCAUAGCGCUUACAGUAGAGACCAGCAAGCUCUGGUCCCAAGGAGACACCUGGAAAAGGAGGUGUCUGGAGAGUGAUCUUUAAACCUCCUGAUGCAGAUAGUUUUUAUGGGGAGAGGGCAUGAGGGUGAGUGAUUGUGGGAAUCAAGAUAACCCUCUCAGUCUAGACCGGGGCAUGAUCCCUGAAAUGCAAACCCCCAGCUAGCACAGGCAUUAGGUGAAGCUCUCCAGCCCACCCUGCAUAAUCUAAGGUACAAAAAGCUGAAUGUGUUCUCAGGCAGGCAUCCUCCGGGACCAGAUGAAGAAGAAGUUGAAUUUCAGAUGUUUCAUACUUCCCAGGUAAUGAAAACGUGGCAGGUGUCGGAUGUAGAGAAAAGAAGGUGGUUGAUAGAGAGCCUUAGAGCCCAGCAUUUGAAAUUACUCGAGUCCUCAAGAUAAACAAUCCUUUCAUUACAGUUGCAGAAUGCCUGAAGACUCUUGAGGCAAUAUUUGGGAUUAUUGAUAAUCCUAGGGCAUUGCAGGUCAAAUACCUUACUACUGAAAAGCUGUCUGCAUAUGUUUUAAGGUUGGAGCCUUUAUUACAGAAGCUGAUAUAGAAAGGAGCAAUGGAGAAAGAAGUUGUGAACCAGGCCCGUCUCGACCAAGUCGUUGCUGGGGCAGACCGCAAGUCAGUUCAAAGAGAGCCUGGACUGCCAGAAGGUAGCCCAGCCCCAGGCUUGCUGCAGUUAAAAGAGAUAAGGAGGCAGCAGAGGAAGAGGUCCUUCAGGCCCAAUGGGAAGGGUAUUACACUUAAGACCAGCAAAGCUGUCAUCGUGAGCAGAACAUGAUGGAGGAACUCAAGGCAGCAAUCAGCCCAUAUCCACCUGGUGCUGCCAAAGUACCUUACCCUUUGUCGUGCUGUUCACCCUAGUGAAUGUCUCCCCGACAUAUUACUGACAUACACCAUGCCCUUCUACACUGAUAAUUAUUGAAACCAAAAGAUCAUUCUACUAGUGCAGUGUUCCAGUAGGCCAAAGUUUAUGGGCACAUUGCAUAGUCAUAUGUGACUGUUAUCAGUUAUCUGUACUUCUCAGGUGUUCCCCACUUUUGUGCUGAAAACCCUAAGGAGGGCUAUGACUAUAAACUUUCUGCAAUUAAAAAACACAGUUAACAUUUUCUUGGUGUCAUAAAACUGAAUAAAAGAAAUGCUAAUAAUAAAA
This is a messenger RNA of Meriones unguiculatus (Mongolian gerbil), 1752 nucleotides long. RefSeq names its product GON7 subunit of KEOPS complex (gene Gon7). Gene Ontology annotation, cellular component: EKC/KEOPS complex. The coding region runs from base 71 to 298 and encodes 75 amino acids. The record is from RefSeq and is a predicted model, not a curated record. Lineage: Eukaryota; Metazoa; Chordata; Mammalia; Rodentia; Muridae. The transcript has 2 exons.